Monoraphidium neglectum is the source of this 546-nucleotide messenger RNA. Its product is annotated as V-type H+-transporting ATPase subunit E. NCBI's taxonomy places the organism in Eukaryota, Viridiplantae, Chlorophyta, Chlorophyceae, Sphaeropleales, Selenastraceae. Gene Ontology annotation, molecular function: proton-transporting ATPase activity, rotational mechanism. The record is from RefSeq and is a predicted model, not a curated record. Gene Ontology annotation, biological process: proton transmembrane transport. Gene Ontology annotation, cellular component: proton-transporting two-sector ATPase complex, catalytic domain. The transcript has 5 exons. The coding region runs from base 1 to 546 and encodes 181 amino acids.
AUGACGUGCGCCUCAAGGUCCUGGCGGCGCGCGAGGUGGCGAUCCAGGUGCGGCCGUGCGGCGCUGCGCUGUCAUGUUGCUGUUCAAGUACUGCAGCAGAAGCGCCGGGCUCCGCCAAGCGUGGUGCAGGAGGCGAAGCUCAAGGUGCGGGAGGUGGCCAAGAACCCGGCCGCCUACAAGAAGCUGGUGCAGGAUCUGCUGGUGCAGGCCCUGCGCAAGCUGGGGGAGCCCACAGCGGUGGUGCGCGUGCGCCAGGUUGACCUGGCCCUGGUGAAGGAGCUGGUCGAGCCGGCCCGCAAGGCCUACGCCGCCGCGUUUGGCGAGGAGGCGCCCACCAUCACCAUCGACUCCCGCGACUUCCUGCCGCCGCCACCCAAGGCCGGGGACGCCGACGCCGCCGGCUGCUCUGGCGGCGUGGUGGUGACGAGCGCCGACGGCCGCAUCGUGUGCUCCAACACACUGGACGACCGCAUCGCCAUCACGUACCAGGCCAACCUGCCCACCAUCCGCGCGCAGCUGUUUGGCGCCACCGCCGCGGUGCACUGA